AUGCAGAUAUGGCGGCGAUCCUUCGCUACGUCUGUUGCCAGACUUAGCAACAGCUCGGCGACUCGUCCUUCUAUUUCACGAUGCGCCCAGAUCCUCCAAGCUAGCAAGGGUGGGACCUGCAGCUUCGAAGACCAGGAAGUCAGAGUGAACGGCUUCAUCCGUUCUGUGCGGAAACAGAAGCGCUUUGCCUUUGCGGAGAUUUCUGAUGGCUCGACCGUGGAGCCAAUGCAGGCAAUCCUGAAACCUGCGCAAGCAGCAGAUCUAUCAACGGGAACAGCGGUCGAAAUAUCAGGGGUGUGGAAAGCUUGUCCACCGGGUAAGGAGCAGACUCACGAGCUUCAAACAACCGACGUAACGGUCGUCGGCGCAUCGGACCCGGAGACAUUUCCAAUUCAAAAAAAAUACCACAGCCCCGAUUUCCUGCGCCAAAUCCCUCAUCUUCGCAUCCGAACACCCUUCAAUUCCCUCCUCGCGCGCUUCCGGUCCGAGUGCAUGUUCCAGCUAGGCAAUGUCUUCCACUCCCACCCAAAUGGCGCCUUUACACAAGUCCAGCCUCCGAUCAUAACAUCCUCGGACUGUGAAGGGGCUGGUGAAACGUUCACAUUGGCACCGCGUGGUGCCGCUGCUACACCCAGCGCCGAGAACGAGCAUUUCUUCCGAGCACCUAAAUACCUCACUGUGUCGUCGCAAUUGCAUCUGGAAGCUUAUGCGGCGGAGCUAGGCAAUGUCUGGACAUUAACACCAGUAUUUCGGGCCGAGAAGAGUGAUACACCACGCCACCUCAGCGAGUUCUACAUGCUCGAGGCUGAAGUCAACUUCAUGUCCGAUCUCGACUCGCUUACCAGCCUGGUGGAACACAUGCUACGCGAUCUGACGCGUCGCCUAUAUAAUACUACAGUGGGCCAGGAGAUCCUGUCGGCUAAGCGGUCUGGUGAGCAAGGCCAGGAGAGUAACGCCGAGGAAACGAUCUCUUUGCGACAGCGGUGGACUGACCUGAUGGAUGGUCCGAAAUGGGACCGCAUAACAUAUACGCAAGCCGUGGAAAUGUUGCAGCGUGCUGUUACUGAGAAGGCGGCAUCAUUCGAACAUCCUCCGACGUGGGAUGGAGGCCUUCAGCUCGAGCACGAAAAGUACAUCGUCGAGGAACUCCACCAGGGCCGUCCAGUCUUCGUCACGGACUACCCGAAAUCCGUUAAGCCAUUCUACAUGGCACCUUCCCAGGUUGUCGAAGAUUCCAAUACGCCCGGUGAGACAGUAGCGUGCUUCGAUCUCCUUCUCCCGGAAGUCAGUGAGGUUGCCGGGGGUUCCCUACGUGAACACCGUCUGCCUGAACUUAUCCAGAACAUGCGUGAGCACGGGUUGAUCAAGGCUCGAGAGCUUCCAGAGUCGGGGGAUUCAGCCUCGCUUGAGUCGCUAUAUCCUCAUCUUUCUCCCACCGAGGAUCUGAGUCACCUUCAAUGGUAUGCUGACCUCCGACGCUGGGGCUCUGCUCCUCACGGAGGGUAUGGGCUUGGCUUUGAUCGGUUCUUAGGAUACUUGAGUGGCGUUUCUAGUGUCCGGGAUAUUGUUUCUUUCCCGAGAUACUAUGGUCGGGCUGAUUGCUGA
Molecule: messenger RNA, 1605 nt
Organism: Penicillium arizonense
Lineage: Eukaryota; Fungi; Ascomycota; Eurotiomycetes; Eurotiales; Aspergillaceae
Product: asparagine--tRNA ligase SLM5
Exons: 3
Coding region: 1-1605 (534 amino acids)
Biological process (GO): asparaginyl-tRNA aminoacylation
Cellular component (GO): mitochondrion
Molecular function (GO): asparagine-tRNA ligase activity; ATP binding; nucleic acid binding
Source: RefSeq, a predicted model, not a curated record